CUGAGGCUCAAUGACGAUGAAAUACGACUGGUACAUGAUUUUGAGGAAGAUUGUAUGGACGAUUUGUCGAGGAAGAAAAGCCUGUCACAAGCUGAUUCACCGUUGAAAAAAGCAGCAGAGAGGUAA
Molecule: messenger RNA, 126 nt
Organism: Gongylonema pulchrum
Lineage: Eukaryota; Metazoa; Nematoda; Chromadorea; Rhabditida; Gongylonematidae
Source: the annotation of a GenBank genome assembly